This is a messenger RNA of Mya arenaria, 1906 nucleotides long. RefSeq lists its product as uncharacterized. The coding region runs from base 262 to 660 and encodes 132 amino acids. Lineage: Eukaryota; Metazoa; Mollusca; Bivalvia; Myida; Myidae. The record is from RefSeq and is a predicted model, not a curated record. The transcript is spliced from 6 exons.
AUUAUUUUAUUACAAUUUACGAACAAGAAAUCAACGAAGAGCAGCAGAAGUCAGCCAAACUCGAAGAGCACCAUUUCAACAUCCAGCCUGAACCCUGUAGAAAAAACUUCACCUCCCCAUCAAGAUGAAUUGGAUAUCGCAGAUCACGCCGAUUUCUCCAAAUUAAAAUUACUUUUAUCAAAUGAUGUUGAGCAAAAUCCUGGACCUACCUAUCACUGUGAAUGGAAUAAUUGUGGAUUCAUCGGGCUAACAACAACCAGAAUGGGACAACACCUGCGACAACAUGGACGAGAAGAGGAAUGCAAAUGGGCGCAAUGCAAUGGAUUUCAGCGAACGAGCUACGAAGACCUGGAGUUACACAUUAUACACGACCACUUCUUUGAUGACAGAAUCACCUUUCCUUCCCUAGAUGAUUGGCUGGAAUAUCUCCCAGAAAAAAGAAUCGACCCAGAAACCACUGAUUUACGCUUCUGUCCAAAACACCUGAGAAGCAAGCUGAAGUUGUUACUGUUUGAUGAGGACUACCUGGACAUGCCGACAAACAAAUCAUACACAAUGAGCGACCACCUGUGUACACUGGAUUUUGAAAGUUUGAGGCAGAUUUUCCACAGCGUCUUCAUCCAAUCUACUUGUGUCGGCAUGUGCAACUACUUAAUCUGAAGGCUUGGAGGGAAUUGUAGCUCAGUGCUUCAUCCUUUAUGUGGAUAAACAAAAGGGAACCAGAAGGAUCGAUCUAAAGACAUUCUUUUCAUAAAUCUGUUGGUGUCAAACAAUAUAAUUUUGAUUGAUCAGUCUUCUUAGUGCCUGUAGUGAACAGUAUGUAUUGCAUUAUAUGUAGUAUAAUAAUCAAUUAAGUAUUGAUAAAUGUCUUACAAUUAUCGUAUAACCCUUUAUAUCAAGUUUUGUUAUUUAAUUGUAGAACAGCAAAAGAAACAUUUGUGGAUUUUAAAAGAUAAGGCAGAGACUAUGUUAACACUGUAAAUGUUCAACUGGUGAAUUCCAUUAUUUGUUGCAAUAUCUAGAUUUUGAUAAUGUAAGGAAUGAUUUCUGAUUAAAGUAUUACAAUAGGAAUCCAAUCUCUGUUAUGCUUAAAGAUGCACUUUUACUCCCAAAUUAGAUAUUCCACAGUUUAUAUGAUUGUUUUUUAUAUAAAAAAAUAAGAUUCUUAUGAAGGAUACAGAGUUGAAUUUGAAAGAAGGUUGCAGGAAACAUAAAGAUCAUAAUCAAUCUUUUAGCACUCACCAAUCAUUUAAUAUUUUUAAUUUUAGGAAUUAAAUACACAGUUACAAUAUUGUUAUCAGGAAUCAAUAUUUUCCAUAAAUGCAUUAUUUAGUAAGUAGUUAAAGGUUUAUCAGUCGAAAUGUAUGUUUCAUACAUGUGUAUAUUUUGAUUUUGAAUAAGAGUCACUUGAAAGAUUUAGCUAAAAAUGUUAGAAGAAGAAACUGAAAUUGCCCAAUUCUGUACAAAUAAUUAAGGUCAUACAUUCGCUUAUACACAUUUUAUCAAUGUGGAAUGUUAACUUAAAUUGUUUCUUAAGUAUGAUAUAACAAUCUAUAUUGCAUAAGUAAUUGAAGAUAUUGUUAAAUACCACUUGUAUGUGUACAUGCUGGGUACCCCUUGCACAUAAUGAAAGCUAGGUAUGAAUAAUAUACGAUUUUAAAAUAAUUGCAGUAAAAGACGGCAGUAAACUGAAUGGAAGCUGUACACACACUUAUAAGUACACAUUCACGUGCUGUUUCACAACAUCUCAUGUAACUACUGAGAACACAUGUUUACAGUACAUAUAUUACACUGUUUUAUUUGGACUCAUUUUAUAAAAAAAACCCAUUUAAUUCCUGUUUUGUUAUUAUUUGUUAUAAAUCAAAUGCUUGAAGUCAUGUUUUAUGAUCUUAUAAUAAAAUUUUAU